Bactrocera dorsalis (oriental fruit fly) is the source of this 2240-nucleotide messenger RNA. It is a transcript of the gene Ho, whose product is annotated as heme oxygenase 1. The transcript is spliced from 2 exons. Bases 1156 to 2031 code for a protein of 291 amino acids. Gene Ontology annotation, molecular function: heme oxygenase (decyclizing) activity. The record is from RefSeq and is a predicted model, not a curated record. Lineage: Eukaryota; Metazoa; Arthropoda; Insecta; Diptera; Tephritidae. Gene Ontology annotation, biological process: heme oxidation.
AGAGAAGCUAUGUCUUCACCGCGCUGUCAUCGUCUCUAUAUAACAAACAUUAAACACAAGUUUAACUGUGAUAUAUUUUUCCCUAAAAUACCAAAUAGUUUCAAAGAAAUAGGACCGGAUCCGGAGACGCCAUUAGGUGUACAGCAGGAAAAUGGUGUGCAAUAUGAAUACAAAAUUUACCAAAAAUAAUCCUUAGUUAAUUAAAUAUAUUAUAUAAUAAGUUUGAUAGCAAUAAUAAUUGAUAAUUAAUUAAAGUUAAGUGUUUUUUUUUUUUAAUUUGUUAACAAUAUAUAAGCUAACAGAGCUAUGGAACAAAAAAAACGAGUAUCUUUUGAUUUAAAAAAAAUAAUGUUCAAAAAGUAUCUUUCUUGUUAUGUACACUAAUGUAAUGAGCAUAAUAUUAAACAAUAUCUUUGUAUUAUUUCCUGAAAAGGAAGGGGAAACUUUGAAGUCAAACUUAAGGCAACAACAAGUUUAAAUUUCCUUUUCCGCGAUAAGUUAAAGAGUGCAUUAUUUUGCAUCAUUUUAUUUCAAUAACUUUUCAAUAACUACUACUAACUAAAUAUUUAUAACUAUUUUUAUACGUACAUAUAUGUUCAAUACUAUCUAUGUUGGCGCAUUUAUAAAAAUAAUAUGUCAACAAAUAUUGUAAGUUGCCGGUUAUUCACCCUAGAAAAGAUUCACCAACAGUGUUGCCAAUACAUUGUGUUGUAAAGUAUCCGGAACCUAUAUAGAACUUGAUAAAUUAAUUUGUUAAUAUGAUGUGCUACCGCAUAUUAAGACUAAGAUAAUUUAUUUUUGAGAUUUUUAAUAACGUUAAUCUUCAUGUUUUUUUAUUAUCAAAACUAGUAAUAUUUGUUAAAGUUAAACAACGAUGUUUAUCAUUUAUAUGACUAGCAAUAUUAUUUGUGUAAGUAAAUUGAAUUUGCCCGGCAACACUUGCAAAGUGCUUAUAGAACACAGAUGGUGAAGUAUUUUGAUCAUUGUAUAAACCUACAAUGAUUUUGAUUAUUAGUGUUUAUUCCUGUUCUUCCUUAUCUAUCAAUUAAUUUUUGGAAAAAAAUAAUUUCAAUAAAUUUGCUUGUUUUAUAAAAACGCCUGUAUAAGAUUGCGUUAGAAGUGUGUUAUCAAAGCAAAUCUCGAAAUCAAAUAAUUAUGGAAUCUGCGUCACAAACAGUUUCUUCAGAACAAAAACUAACAACAGAUCAAACAAAUGCCGAUGUUGCUACAAAGCCUGUUGUAGAUAUGACUUUUACGAAGGAAUUGCGUAAAGCAACGAAAGACGUGCAUAAAAUUAGUGAUGUGCUCGUGAAUGCAAAAUUUGCUUUAGCGCUAUCGGACGAUGCUGUUUGGUUUGAUGGUUUAUUAGCAUUUUACGAAGUUUACAGAUUCUUGGAGGAAAAUCUUCCUGAAAACUUACUUCCCAAAGAACUUCAUCGCAAAUCAGCUUUUGAACAAGAUUUGGCGUAUUACCUUGGCAAAAAUUGGAAAGAUAAUUACGAACCAAGGGAGAGUGUUAAAAAAUAUAUCGAUCAUUUAGAAGAAGUCAAUGCAAAAAAUAAAUUACUCUUGUUUGCGUACGCCUAUCAAAUGUAUAUGGCUUUAAUGUCUGGCGGUCAAUUACUACAAAAGAAACGAAUGAUUAAGAGAAAACUUUGGUUUGGUAAACAAGCUGAGGAGGAAGAGGAAGAAGUGAAAUUACCUAAUUCAAACCCGGAAGUUGACGAUUUAGAGAACCGUCCAAUGCCCAGCCAAGUUACCAUUUGCCCAGAGGGAUGUGCUGCAACAUAUUUUCCGGAGAAAAUUUCAGUUUUGAAGGAUAAAUUACGACAAGUACUCAAUGAUAAUUAUGGAAAUUUUAAUGACGACCUACGUGCCGAAUUUAUAGAAGAGAGCCGUAAUGUUUUUAUUUACAACGGCGAUGUUGUUCGUUCUAUAAAGGGUGUUAACCGUGCAAAUUUAAGAAAGUUGGCGAUGGUUUUAGUUUUUGUGAUGGGUGUAUAUUUCGCUUUAAAACUAGCUAAGCGUUAGAACCUGGACUAAUUGUGUAGACUGGUAAAGAUAAAAAAUAUAUAUGUAUAUAGUUCAGUGCUUCAAAAUACAAAAUAACCAUAAAAAAUAUUGGGUGUUAACUGUCCCUUAAAAAUAUAAAUUUUAAUUAUGUAACCCUACUUUAUCUAGAGAAUAUAUAUAAUAAAAAACGUUCUCGACUUUAUCUUGAAUAACAAAAACAUGUUAAA